Messenger RNA from Phytomonas sp. EM1, 828 nucleotides. The record is from the annotation of a GenBank genome assembly. NCBI's taxonomy places the organism in Eukaryota, Euglenozoa, Kinetoplastea, Trypanosomatida, Trypanosomatidae.
AUGACAUCCAGGAGAAUAAUCGAUAUUCUGGUGGUGAUUGGCCCGAGUGGGUGUGGAAAAUCAACCCUCAUCCGCCGUCUGCUGCGCGAAUUUCCGCGCGAUGUGGCGUUUAGCGUCAGCCAUACCACGCGCCCGCCGCGUGCGGGCGAAAUCGAUGGUGUUGACUACCACUUUGUGGAAAAAGCCCAUUUUGAGGAGCUCCUCGAGCGUCGGGCGAUGAUCGAAUACACCUGGUUAGGUGGAGGGGAAACGGACAAGAACAAAGGGGAGACAGAGAACGAGAGGGAGGAAGGGAAAACGCGGGCCUCUCGGAAUUACUACGGUACGAGCGUUCGCGCGCUCGAGGAGAUUCUCGCGCAAAACAAGAUUGUCCUGAUGGAUACCGAUAUCCUCGGGGCGAUGCGAAUACGCCGUUACUGCGAGCAGAAGGCGAUGUCGCUCGGAUCGGCUUCCCCAUCGCUGUGGAAUCGGGAGGCUACCAGAAACACUUCGUUUAGCGAUAUUCAGGAGGUGAAGAUGAACCCCAUGUGCGGUGAGUAUCGCCAAAGCACGGAGGAAGGGGCUUUGCGCUCUCCGAACUGCACGGUUAUUUUUAUUGAGCCGCCGGACAUGUCAACCCUGAAAGCCCGGUUGUGCGCACGAAAAAGCGAAUCCGAGGAUUCCCUUGCGUUUCGAUUGAGACUGGGAAGUGGGUGGAUUCGAUGGGCCGAUGCGAAUAAAGAGUUGAUUGAUUAUCGUCUUAUUAAUGAUGACUUGGAGCAAUGCUAUGCGAAGAUUAAGAGUAUUCUGUUUGAAGGCUGCCCAAAGUCCCUCUCUAGUUCGCUCUAA